AUGAAGCUCUUCUGUCAACCCUACAGCUCCAAGUAUGUUACGUUUCAUGGACUCUACGACACGGCAUUUGUGAUUAAGAUGAUCACCCGAGCCCCACUGCCCAACACAUUGAAUGACUUCUCUGAUUUGGUGAGGACCAUCUUUGGCCAGAUUUAUGAUCUCAAAUAUAUAUCUCGAUUUUGUGGAGGACUUUCUCAGGGAGAGAUUGGUGUGGUGGGACUAUCAAGGUUAUUGAACUUUGAACCCGUAGGGAUCCGUCACCAAGCAGCAUAUGACAGUCUACUAAUUGGGGCACUCUUCAACAAAAUGAAGCAACGAAGGCAUGACAUAGAGGACGACAGAUCUGCAUCGGCCCUCUAUG
Messenger RNA from Musa acuminata subsp. malaccensis (wild Malaysian banana), 361 nucleotides. Lineage: Eukaryota; Viridiplantae; Streptophyta; Magnoliopsida; Zingiberales; Musaceae. The record is from RefSeq and is a predicted model, not a curated record.